GACUCACUUCCUGCAUAAACAAAGCCUGCCUGGCUGCCUGUCACUGGGGCUGAACGAACAGAAACCUUUUAAAAUGGCGCAGGCUGGGGUUUUCCUGGAGCACGAUCAGUUCAACUGUUCGAUAUGUCUGGAUGUUCUGAAGGAUCCUGUGACUGUUCCAUGUGGACACAGUUAUUGCAAAGCCUGCAUUACAGGUUACUGGGACCAAGAUGACUAUCUGGGUAUUUAUGGCUGCCCUCAAUGCAGACAGAGCUUCGCACCCAGACCUGUUCUGGGUAGAAACACCAUGCUGGCCGAUGUGGUGGAGAAACUGAAAAAGACAGAGCUCAACGCCGCGGAUAUACCCUCUGAACCGACCCACGCCGAGCCCGGGGAUGUUGAAUGCGAUGUCUGCUCUGGAAAGAAAAACAAAGCCUUUAAAUCGUGCCUGGUCUGUCUGGCGUCUUUUUGCGAAAGCCACGUACAAGCCCACUACGAGUCCCCUGCCUUUCAGAAACACAAACUGGCUUCUCCUUCCAGGAAUCUACACGAACAGCUGUGCCGUCACCACGACAAACUACUGGAGGUUUUUUGCCGCACGGAUCAGCAAUGCAUCUGCUAUCUUUGUUUGACAGAUGACCACAAAGGGCAUGACACGGUUAUGGCCGCAACAGAAAUGAAUGAGAGAAAGAAUGCUCUGGCAGAGAUGCAGAGGAAUACACAGCAAAGGAUUGAGGAGAGAGAAAAGGAGUUGGCAGACCUGAGACGAGCUACACAGAUGCUUACUAAUUCUGCACAAAAGGCCCUUGACGAGAGCGAACGUAUUUUCACAGAGCUGGUCUGCUCCAUAGAGCGACGGCGCACCGAGGUGAAAGAGCUGAUCCGAGGUCAGGAGAGGGCGGCCGUGAGCCAGGCUGAAUCAGUUGUUCAACAGCUGGAGCAGGAGAUAACCGAGCUAAAGAAAAGACAUGCUGAGAUAGGACAACUCUCACAAACAGAUGACCAUAUCGCCUUCCUUCGGAAUUGCAGGUCUCUAUGUGCUCAGCCUGUGUCUGCUGAAGUGGUACCAAGCAUUUUCCAAGACCCAAACUUUGAAACUGCAGUGGCGGCGCUUGUCGAGUUUCAGGCUCUUCUAGAUGACGUUUGCCAGGGAGGAUUUGUGAACAUCUCUGAGAAAGUGAAUGAUGUUACUAUUAUUCAACCAUUGAAACCCAAUACAGAUUCAGAGUCAAACGCAGGAACUGCACUAAACUUUGGGCAAGCUGGACCAAUCCCUUUUACCUUUAGUGUGCCCACAUUUAAUGUAUCUUCAUUCUCAUCAUAUGGAAGUCGAACACCAGGUUCUCGUCAGAGAUUACAGCCACGCAGAAGAAGGAGGUAGCCUUAAGACUGACUGAAGAAACGCCUGAUUAAAAUUCAUGGAGGAUUAUGAUAGAUGCACAAGAUGGUUUUAAAGUUAAUUUUUUUGUAUAUUUUAUUAUAUAAACUAUAAGAUCUAACCACAAACUCUAAGACUGAAAACUAACAUGUAAAUACGUAAAGAUUUCAAUGUAAAAAUCUAAAUCUUAAUAGUAAUUUAAAUUUUUUGUUUAUCUACAGAUGUGCUUUCAGUACAAUAUUGUGUCAUUCAAACUUUUAAUAUGGUUGUGUAAGCUAUUACAGUAUUUUCUUAAGUAUUAAUGCACAUGGUAUAUAGUCUAUGAGAUGGUUUAAAUAAGUGUAAUUGCUUUAUAACCAGGUCUGGAAAUGAGGGAACACAGUGGGACAGAGUACGGGGAGUGAAUUUCGAGGGGAACGGCAAACUGGUUAGAAUUUUCAAAAUGGUGGAAUUGAAAAGGAAUUAUACUUAAUAAUAUACUUAACUUAAUAGCAUUUAAAAAUUACUCCCCAUUAUGAGUUUUUAUUCUAUUAUUUUAUAAUGCAUCAUCAAGCUUGUCACAUGACACUUUAGUCAUUUAUAAAACUAAAGUGGCUGCUCUCUGCUUCUUUCAUUUUUGUUACAUUUUGCACUGAAAUAUCAUCAAAAGCUCUACAUACACAUUUACAAAACUCUGUGCAUGUUUACUAACGACACAAGCAGCGGACUCUGACAUUACAUUAGUUUGCGUCAGUUGAAACCCGUAAUUUCUCCUGCUUGCAUUUAAAAAAUGCUCAAAAGCAGAAGGACUCGCCAACAGACCACCCCCUCAGUAAUCAGGACAGAAGUGGUCAAAAGUGGACAAAAGAGACGGAUUAAAAUACCAGAUUAUCUUGACCACUUGCAAUCCGAUUGAAUAAAAGGCAUCUUAAUAUUAGGUAUAAACAGCCUAAAAGUCAUCUAAAAUUCCCCAAACUAUAGUCCCCCAUUGAAUUUCUGCCAUUUCCAGGCCUGUUUUUAACUGAUGCUAUUCAUGUAUUUACAAACGUGUUGAACAUGUUGAUUUUAGCCUCAUUAUGUCAGAUCCUUGAACAAUGUUGGUAUUGAAUUGUAUUUUGAAAAUUGAAAGUGCAAAAUAUUUUUCAUACCUUGAAAAAUAAAAGUUUUGUCAAUGCAA
This is a messenger RNA of Misgurnus anguillicaudatus (oriental weatherfish), 2513 nucleotides long. RefSeq names its product finTRIM family, member 67 (gene ftr67). NCBI's taxonomy places the organism in Eukaryota, Metazoa, Chordata, Actinopteri, Cypriniformes, Cobitidae. The record is from RefSeq and is a predicted model, not a curated record. Gene Ontology annotation, molecular function: zinc ion binding.